AUGGAUUUCGAUGACCAUGACAACCCAGAGCAGAUUGGCGGUGGAGGAGCGGAUUCUAGCGCUGCGGCGGUGGCAGGAACGAGCGGUAGCUGGAGAGCUGCGACUGGAGCUGGGAGUGGCGGCGGUGGCGGCGGGGUUAGGUACAGAGAGUGUCUGAAGAACCAUGCCGUCAACAUCGGCGGCCACGCUGUGGACGGCUGCGGGGAGUUCAUGCCCGCCGGCGAGGAGGGCACCAUGGAUGCCCUCAAGUGCGCCGCCUGCAACUGCCACCGCAAUUUCCACCGGAAGGAGAUCGAGGGUCAGCAGUUAUCGCCAUACUAUCGCUUCCCGGCUUCUGGGUACCUCCAGAUGGCGGCGCCGGGGGCGGCGGUGCAGAUGAGGCCGUUGGCGUUGCCGUCAACUUCCGGCCGGGGAGGGACCCACAGCAGGGACCAGGACGAUAUGUCAACACCCAUGGUCAGCGGCGGUGGCGGCGGCGGCGGGAGCACCUCCUCAGGGGGAAGAGAAGGAAAGAAGAGAUUUCGGACCAAGUUUACGCAAGAGCAGAAGGAAAAGAUGCUGGCUUUUGCGGAGAAGGUGGGGUGGAGAAUCCAGAAGCACGACGAGGCGGCGGUUCAACAGUUCUGUACGGAGGCCGCCGUCAAGCGCCAUGUACUCAAGGUGUGGAUGCACAACAACAAGCACACCCUCGGUACGAAGCCUUCGUCGGCUGAGCCCUGA
Molecule: messenger RNA, 720 nt
Organism: Spirodela intermedia
Lineage: Eukaryota; Viridiplantae; Streptophyta; Magnoliopsida; Alismatales; Araceae
Source: the annotation of a GenBank genome assembly